CCGGAAGGACUUGAUAACGAUUUUGUAUUCAUAAUUCGCGAUAAUAACAGUUGAAAAAUAGUGAAUCGUGUGUCGAAUGUUGUGUUGUUUGUGAAGUGUUAGUGCUUGUUCAUAAUAACAAUUCGGGGGCAAUAUACGCCGGAAGAUGUUCAACUGUAUGUAUGCUAACUCUGCCCGUUGCAAGGACAAAGGGGAGUGAGUCGCUAAUGGCGUCCCUAACUCAAGAAACGCAGUGACGCUCUCGAUCUCGUAAGAGUGAAUCUGCCCUCACAGUUUAUUUACAAAUGUGGACAUCGAAGGUAUCCCAGGAAGCCUUGAUAAAGAUUUUGAAAUGAUAAGUGGUGACAAUAACAGUCGAAGUGGUGACCAUGGUGUUGAAAAGUAGUGAAUCAUGUAUCGAGUGUUGUGUUGUUUGUGAAGUGCUAGGGCUUGUUGGAAGGUGGAUGGCCGCAAAUGGCUGUUCACUGAGUGCUAGAAUGUGAAGUGAAACUAAGUUUGUGCUCGAAUCGUGUGGUCCAGUCGGCUAUUGAUCAACUCAUCGAUUCGUGGUGGCAUCUUCGUUAAUCAUCCGGUUGGAGAAGAGGCGUGGGGAUUAUGAACGUGAUUUUUACGUUCCUCGUAGUCAGCCUCGUGGUAGCUGGUAACUGGGGAGACAACGAGACCGAUGACUAUGGUGAUACAACUAAAACAACGAGUACAAUGAAUCUUGAUCAGCUUGAGGAUUACGAUCAGUAUGAGAUUAAUGAGUAUGAGGAUGUGACACGUAAAAUCUAUCACUGCGCCGCUAGGGAAAUGGGGAAAAAUGAUUCAAAGCCUGAUCGAAGGGUCAUUCAAAUUCUGGAUGAUAAUGGAAUAAGUUCCCUCAGACAAAAACCAUCUCAUUAUCUGGUUCGCAAUGUACGACAAAAAAUGUGCCAGGCUGGAUUCAGUCCCUUCAACGUGGAUAUAGGAUCUGGAUCGAUACACAAGCGAUUCAAGAAUACACUCAGGCUAAUGAUAUAUAAUACUCCUGGCAUGUUCCCGAGUAUCAAAGUGAUAAGGAGUGAUCUAGAUAGAAAACGGAAACGAGAACCGCAGAUUUGGUUCAAGUACGAAGGAAAUGGGAAUCCAUUGAGUGCCGAGUUUGAUUAUGAUAAUUAUUUUGUUAAUGUUUAUGGGGACUUUUCGCGGAUACAGGUUAUCUCGAAAUUGCUGGUGGCUUUUAAGAUGCAUAAGAGAAUCAACAAUUUCAAUAGCUCAAUUAGCGAUAAGGUUAACUUGGACUUGGGUAUAAUGGAAGUUAUCUUCGUCAACUUGAUGACAAUCCUAAUGAAAGACAAAGGCUCGGUGAACCUGUUGGUCAAAGCCCUGAACGGUAUCCGUACAGACAUAAACCCGGAGGGGGAUGUCCAACUAGGCUUCGAGCAGACUAUGAAAGACGCAGUGGACCAGAUCGAUCCACUUCUCUAUUCCUCCAUAUGGUUGCAAUCCACAGCCGAGAAAUUCGAAGUAAUUCGUCCGAAGGAGCGAACGAAAUCAGCAUCGGGUGAGCCACGCCACAGAAAAAAAUCAUAAUUCACAGUUCAGAAGACUCAAGUAAAAUUUCUUCAACUCUUGAGGUACAAUAAAACUAAAAAAUAAAAAAAAAAAACAGACAUAACGAGUCUACUUUUUCCCCCGGCUGGUUGGAUGGGAUCCAAACGACAGAUUGUUACAGAAUUCUCACAGGGACGUCUCGGAGUAAAGGAGAGCCAUCCUGUGUAGCCCCACGGGGCAGAAGGAGUGCUGGACGCGUAAUUUUCAUGCGCCGUUACUCAUGAGUUUACGAGAGUAUCGUUUGCUUGCCUCCUGGUAAUCCCAAUCUACCAACUAUUUGCACUUAUAUUUCGUCCUGCUCCAGGAAAAUUGGCCUCAUGUGUUGAUAAUGAAAAAUAACGUCGACAAUUUAUCAAUGUCAAAUGUUAGUCUCUCUCCCUGUCUCAGCGCCCCGCGGGUCACUAAUCGUUUAAACUUAAGAAUUAAAUUAAUCGAUAAAGGCGUGAACUGUGCAUCGAAUUUGCGUCUUAACAAGUAACAAGAAGCAUCGAUCCUCGAAUCGCCAACUAUCAUUUAUCGUUGAGUUGAGAGGGAGGUCAUUGAGAAUGCCAAUAAAUCGGACAGUCAGUGAGGGAGAGGGAGUGAGGGAUAAAAUGAGAGGGAGAGAGGUUAGACAAGCGGGUUUUUCAAAUAAGAAAAAUUGAAGGAAGAGGGAACGAUUAAAAAUAGAAAAAUAAGAUAGUGACGAUGCGAGCUAGCAGCGGGAACGGCAGCUCGAGGCUAAUCCGGGUGAUCGAUCGAUUCGCUUCCCCUCUGUCCUCCUCCCACUCUCUCUCUCUCUCUCUCUCUCUCCCCCACACACUCGUUGAGAGAUUUCUGUCUUGGUUCUGGUACAGAGAUGUACGUAUAUACGUGUAUUCACGAUAGGCCUCCUAAGUAUCGUCACGCUUGGCCGGAAGACCCAUCGAAUACUCGAUAUACCACAUUGGAAGCGAAUCGAAGUUGUACAGGGGACAAGAAGAGGUGGAAAAAGGAUGAGGAAGAAACUGUAAUGAUGGUGAGGGACAAAGGGGAAAGAGGAUCAGUUGGGAAAUAAUUUUUUUAAUUGCGCUAGUGAUAGUAAGUAUUCGUAAUAUGUCCGUAAUGUAUUCAGAGUAGAUUUGGCAGUGGCGGAAACCGAUUGGAUAAAUUCUCUCGUUCGGAUAAAUAUAUAUAGAUUCAUAUGAAGACAAAUACAGCGGUGACGAGUACACGCUAGGGUAUACUAAAUCAGGAAAAUAGUAGACAUUCAUUCAUCCCUGAAAGAAAUUCCUCUGGUACUCCCUUCACCCGAGUUCAGGGAAUUGAAGAUAAAAUUCUUUGAAAAUCAUGUUAGCUUAACCCCCACUUCUUUCGCCUUAUCUUUGCCAUCCACUUCAGUACCUUCGACGGUAUAUAUAUGUGCAUACAUAUGUACACGUAUAUAUAUGUCGAACGUCAUAGAGAAGAGCGUAAAACGUAAUAUGUUGCAGCAGCAGGGAUUUCACCGGGUUUUCAUUGCUCUGCACCACCGUAAAUAUGUACUCAGGUAUCCGUAAUGCAUCUGCCACGCCCUCUCCACUGUUUUUCUCGUAAUGUUCUUAUUUUUCUGUCCCCCAUGAAGUUUCUUGAAUUGUUCUUGAACCGUGUAUCUCCAACCAGCGAGAUCUGUCGAAUGAUCCUUUGCGCUGAGUUUAUGUCUCUAAGUGUUGGAAAUAGUUUCAUUAAUUUCAUUGACCCGAGACUUGCUGGGUAAUUUAAGAUGGCACUACUUUUUAUUGCAAAUGCCUUUCAAGUGUACAAGUACUUGACUACACGCGAACUCGACUUUUCGAAAUUCCGGUGGUAAUAGUAGUCGUUGAAAAAUAACGGUUAUUUUUGCCGGAGAUUUUUUUAUUUAAGAAGACGCUCGAAAUUAUAUAUUUAAUGGAUUAGAAACUACAGUUUUUAUUUCCACCCUUGAAAAUUAUCAUUUGCGAAUUUUUUAUUCCACUAGUACACUAUUAUAACUCUUAUUUAAAUUUUUAAAAAUCCAAUGUUUUUAAAAAAUGGCGCUGGAUAGGGAAAUGGAAAUCUGAAAAUUUAUUAGAAUGUAAAUUAGCAGAAGUUAAAGUGCCAGCGACAGUAACGAAUCUGUUUUUUUUUCGCAUUUCCUCCUGCGCCAUAAUUAAUAAUUAAACCAGAAAAGAUCCUCAUCAUUCAGUGCAUGUAAUCUUCUCCUAUUUUUGCCCCCUCCAUUCUCCUCUUAGUUUCAAGCCAACUCGAAUGCUAAUGGGAGAUGCGAUGCUCGAUGGCAAACGAAACACAUUCCACUGAAGCGGAGAUCCCGUAUCAGGCUACUGCGAGUGGCCUGUUCGUUAGGGUACGAAAUUAGCUAUCACCAGAGUUGGUAGGUUCACCGAAGUAAAUCGGCUUUAAGCGGUAAACAACUCAUAGUGGGACUAAAAUCGUAUACACUAGGCAUGGAUACAAUUUAGGUGGUGAAUUCCAUGGAUGCAUCAAGAUAACGUCCAAGUCGCGGUGGUCUUGAAUACCUGGAGACGAGGCAUAAAAUGUUCACUGGUCAGUGGUGAGGCUGUUUUAACAGUAGAAAUUUUAGGUUACACUGAGGAUUCAGUC
Molecule: messenger RNA, 4152 nt
Organism: Diachasmimorpha longicaudata
Lineage: Eukaryota; Metazoa; Arthropoda; Insecta; Hymenoptera; Braconidae
Exons: 5
Coding region: 595-1554 (319 amino acids)
Source: RefSeq, a predicted model, not a curated record